AUCCAACGCCGCCUCUCCUCCGUCCGUCGUCGUCGGCGCCCCCUUCACCGCCGCCUCCUCCGGCCGCCAAGAAUAAACGAAACCCUGUACUCUAUCCCUCUACGUUUUAAAGGGAGCUGAUCCUGCAAUUGCUGGUGAGAUGGGAUUAACAGCCUUGCAUCACGCUGCAGGUAACGGCAAAGAAGAAUCUGUGAAGCUGCUGCUGGAGCAGAAUGCAGAUCCGAAUGCAGAAACAGAAGAUGGUAUCACUCCAUUGCUGGGAGCCAUGGCAGCGGGUUCGUUGAGAUGUGUCCAGCUGUUGGUGAAUGCUGGUGCCAGGGCAAAUGUCAGCGUCCGUGGAGCAACACCUUUGCACAUUGCUGCAUUUACUGGUAGCCCAGAAAUGAUCAAGACAUUGUUAGAAGCAGGAGCUGAUCCGGAUGAAGGUGAUGUGGAGGGGUUGAAGCCAGUUCAGGUGGCUGCUAGUAUGGGUAAUCGAGUGGCUGUUGCCCUUCUUUUCCCUGUAACAUCACCGAUUCAAGGGGUGCCAGAAUGGAGUGUUGAUGGGCUAAUCAAACACAUGAAAGCUCAGGAAAAAGCUCGGAUUGAAUCAAACAAGGCCAAAGGGAAUAGAAGUCUUUGUUGGAUCCAUGCAACUGUGCAAGCCUUAGCCGAUGCCAAAGCUUGCAGAGAAGUCAGGCCAGAUUGGUUUAGGGAAGGUGCUGCUCUACGUCUAGUGCUGAAGUUUGAAGAUGCAGAAACGUCUAAAUAGUAGUCAUCUGAUUGAAGAGCGCAAGGAGGCUUGGGUGAGGAUGGAUGUAGUUGACAACUUUUGAGUAACGCCGAGGUCAUGACCAGGAUUGCUUUUGGGUGAGUGUGGCUGGUCUCUGUAUUUGCUUCUUCUUAUGAUAAAGGCUCUGUUUCCAGGGGAAUUUGAUCUGUUUAUUGGUUGUUUUUAAGCUGAGAACCAGCUGAUUGCUCUAAAUUGCAAUGAUUGGUUAGGUUGGGAGGAAUGGGUCACUAACAUUGGGGUUAUUUGGUGUGGCAUUGUUCUUCUCUGCAAUUCAGACUUAAAGAGUUUUUGGGUUUGGCUUGGACUUGGGGUGUAAGCUUGGAUCUUGUUUAGCCUAUGGUUCUUACCCACCUAACUCUCUUGGUAAACUCUCACCCCGUUUCGACCCGAGCCCAUCCCCACCUUGUCUAUAAAUAAAGCAAACAGACCAAU
This is a messenger RNA of Cuscuta campestris, 1204 nucleotides long. NCBI's taxonomy places the organism in Eukaryota, Viridiplantae, Streptophyta, Magnoliopsida, Solanales, Convolvulaceae. The record is from the annotation of a GenBank genome assembly.